This is a messenger RNA of Knipowitschia caucasica, 7425 nucleotides long. The record is from the annotation of a GenBank genome assembly. NCBI's taxonomy places the organism in Eukaryota, Metazoa, Chordata, Actinopteri, Gobiiformes, Gobiidae.
AUGUCGGGGGAGUUGGCGUUGACCCAAAAAGAGGGUCACGAUCCAACCACCUCAGCCACACUCGGGUCAAAGCCCAACCACCUCAGCCACACUCAGGUCAAAGCCCGCUCACCUCGGCCACACUCAGGUCAAAGCCCAACCACCUCAGCCACACUCGGGUCAAAGCCCAACCACCUCAGCCACACUCAGGUCAAAGCCCAACCACCUCAGCCACACUCGGGUCGAAACCCACUCACCUCGGCCAUACUCAGGUCAAAGCCUGCUCACCUCGGCCACACUCAGGUCAAAGCCUGCUCACCUCGGCCACACUCAGGUCAAAGCCUGCUCACCUCGGCCACACUCAGGUCAAAGCCUGCUCACCUCGGCCACACUCAGGUCAAAGCCCAACCACCUCAGCCACACUCGGGUCAAAGCCCAACCACCUCAGCCACACUCAGGUCAAAGCCCAACCACCUCAGCCACACUCGGGUCGAAGCCCACUCACCUCGGCCACACUCAGGUCAAAGCCUGCUCACCUCAGCCACACUCAGGUCAAAGCCUGCUCACCUCGGCCACACUCAGGUCAAAGCCCAACCACCUCAGCCACACUCGGGUCAAAGCCCAACCACCUCAGCCACACUCAGGUCAAAGCCCAACCACCUCAGCCACACUCGGGUCGAAGCUCACUCACCUCGGCCACACUCAGGUCAAAGCCUGCUCACCUCAGCCACACUCAGGUCAAAGCCCAACCACCUCAGCCACACUCAGGUCAAAGCCCAACCACCUCAGCCACACCCAGGUCAAAGCCCAACCACCUCAGCCACACUCGGGUCGAAGCCCACUCACCUCGGCCACACUCAGGUCAAAGCCUGCUCACCUCAGCCACACUCAGGUCAAAGCCCAACCACCUCAGCCAAACUCGGGUCAAAGCCCGCUCACCUCAGCCACACUCAGGUCAAAGCCCAACCACCUCAGCCACACUCAGGUCAAAGCCCACUCACCUCGGCCACACUCAGGUCAAAGCCUGCUCACCUCAGCCACACUCAGGUCAAAGCCCAACCACCUCAGCCACACUCGGGUCAAGGCCCGCUCACCUCAGCCACACUCAGGUCAAAGCCCAACCACCUCAGCCACACUCAGGUCAAAGCCCGCUCACCUCAGCCACACUCAGGUCAAAGCCCAACCACCUCAGCCACACUCAGGUCAAAGCCCGCUCACCUCAGCCACACUCGGGUCAAAGCCCAACCACCUCAGCCACACUCAGGUCAAAGCCCAACCACCUCAGCCACACUCGGGUCAAAGCCCGCUCACCUCAGCCACGCUCAGGUCAAAGCCCGCUCAUCUCGGCCACACUCAGGUCAAAGCCCGCUCACCUCAGCCACACUCAGGUCAAAGCCCAACCACCUCAGCCACACUCGGGUCAAAGCCCAACCACCUGAGCCACACUCAGGUCAAAGCCCGCUCACCUCAGCCACACUCGGGUCAAAGCCCAACCACCUCAGCCACACUCAGGUCAAAGCCUGCUCACCUCAGCCACACUCAGGUCAAAGCCUGCUCACCUCAGCCACGCUCAGGUCAAAGCCCAACCACCUCAGCCACACUCGGGUCAAAGCCCGCUCACCUCAGCCACGCUCAGGUCAAAGCCUGCUCACCUCGGCCACACUCAGGUCAAAGCCCGCUCACCUCAGCCACACUCAGGUCAAAGCCUGCUCACCUCGGCCACACUCAGGUCAAAGCCCAACCACCUCAGCCACACUCGGGUCAAAGCCCAACCACCUCAGCCACACUCAGGUCAAAGCCCGCUCACCUCAGCCACACUCGGGUCAAAGCCCAACCACCUCAGCCACACUCGGCUCAAGGCCCACUCACCUCAGCCACACUCAGGUCAAAGCCCGCUCACCUCAGCCACACUCGGGUCAAAGCCCGCUCACCUCAGCCACACUCAGGUCAAAGCCCGCUCACCUCAGCCACACUCAGGUCGAAGCCCAACCACCUCAGCCACACUCAGGUCAAAGCCCGCUCACCUCGGCCACACUCAGGUCAAAGCCUGCUCACCUCAGCCACACUCAGGUCAAAGCCCAACCACCUCAGCCACACUCAGGUCUAAGCCCAACCACCUCAGCCACACUCGGGUCAAAGCCCAACCACCUCAGCCACACUCAGGUCAAAGCCCAACCACCUCAGCCACACUCGGGUCAAAGCCCAACCACCUCAGCCACACUCAGGUCAAAGCCCAACCACCUCAGCCACACUCAGGUCAAAGCCCAACCACCUCAGCCACACUCGGGUCAAAGCCCAACCAUCUCAGCCACACUCAGGUCAAAGCCCAACCACCUCAGCCACACUCAGGUCAAAGCCCAACCACCUCAGCCACACUCAGGUCAAAGCCCAACCACCUCGGCCACACUCGGAUCAAAGCCUGCUCACCUCAGCCACACUCAGGUCAAAGCCCAACCACCUCAGCCACACUCGGGUCAAAGCCCGCUCACCUCAGCCACACUCAGGUCAAAGCCCAACCACCUCAGCCACACUCAGGUCAAAGCCCAACCACCUCAGCCACACUCGGGUCAAAGCCCGCUCACCUCAGCCACACUCAGGUCAAAGCCCGCUCACCUUAGCCACACUCAGGUCAAAGCCCAACCACCUCAGCCACACUCAGGUCAAAGCCCAACCACCUCAGCCACACUCAGGUCAAUGCCCAACCACCUCAGCCACACUUGGGUCAAAGCCCGCUCACCUCAGCCACACUCAGGUCAAAGCCCGCUCACCUCGGCCACACUCGGGUCAAAGCCUGCUCACCUCAGCCACACUCAGGUCAAAGCCCAACCACCUCAGCCACACUCAGGUCAAAGCCCACUCACCUCAGCCACACUCAGGUCAAAGCCCAACCACCUCAGCCACACUCGAGUCAAAGCCCAACCACCUCAGCCACACUCAGGUCAAAGCCUGCUCACCUCAGCCACACUCAGGUCAAAGCCCACUCACGUCAGCCACACUCAGGUCAAAGCCCACUCACCUCAGCCACACUCAGCCUGGAGUGUGCGGUUCUCCCAGGAGCCUGCAGACCAGUCCGUGGUGCUGGGGGAGCGUGUCGUUUUGUCCUGCGUCGUCUACAACUACAGCGGCAUCGUGCAGUGGACCAAAGACGGACUGGCCCUGGGCAUAGGGGAGGGGCUCCGAGCUCCCGUGGCGGUGAGAGCUCCCGUGGCGGUCAGAGGCGGUCAGAGCUCCCGUGGCGGUCAGAGCUCCGGUGGCGGUGAGAGCUCCCGUGGCGGUCAGAGCUCCGGUGGCGGUCAGAGCUCCGGUGGCGGUCAGAGCUCCCGUGGCGGUCAGAGCUCCCGUGGCGGUCAGAGGCGGUCAGAGCUCCUGUGGCGGUCAGAGCUCCCGUGGCGGUCAGAGCUCCCGUGGCGGUCAGAGGCGGUCAGAGCUCCCGUGGCGGUCAGAGCUCCGGUGGCGGUGAGAGCUCCCGUGGCGGUCAGAGCUCCGGUGGCGGUCAGAGCUCCGGUGGCGGUCAGAGCUCCGGUGGCGGUCAGAGGCGGUCAGAGCUCCUGUGGCGGUCAGAGCUCCCGUGGCGGUCAGAGCUCCCGUGGCGGUCAGAGCUCCCGUGGCGGUCAGAGCUCCCGUGGCGGUCAGAGGCGGUCAGAGCUCCCGUGGCGGUCAGAGGCGGUCAGAGCUCCCGUGGCGGUCAGAGCUCCGGUGGCGGUCAGAGCUCCCGUGGCGGUCAGAGCUCCGGUGGCGGUCAGAGCUCCCGUGGCGGUCAGAGGCGGUCAGAGCUCCGGUGGCGGUCAGAGCUCCCGUGGCAGUCAGAGCUCCCGUGGCAGUCAGAGCUCCCGUGGCGCGGCGGUGAGAGCUCCCGUAGCGGUCAGAGCUCCCGUGGCGGUGAGAGCUCCCGUGGCGGUCAGAGCUCCGGUGGCGGUCAGAGCUCCGGUGGCGGUCAGAGCUCCCGUGGCGGUCAGAGCUCCCGUGGCGGUCAGCGGCGGUGAGAGCUCCCGUGGCGGUCAGAGCUCCCGUGGCGGUGAGAGCUCCCGUGGCGAGGCGGUCAGAGCUCCGGUGACGGUCAGAGCUCCCGUGGCAGUCAGAGCUCCCGUGGCGGUCAGAGCUCCCGUGGCAGUCAGAGCUCCCGUGGCGGUCAGAGCUCCGGUGGCGGUCAGAGCUCCCGUGGCGGUCAGAGCUCCCGUGGCGGUCAGAGGCGGUCAGAGCUCCGGUGGCGGUCAGAGCUCCCGUGGCGGUCAGAGCUUCGGUGGCGGUGAGAGCUCCCGUGGCGAGCUCCCGUGGCGGUCAGAGGCGGUCAGAGCUCCUGUGGCGGUCAGAGCUCCCGUGGCGGUCAGAGCUCCCGUGGCGGUCAGAGCUCCGGUGGCGGUCAGAGCUCCGGUGGCGGUCAGAGCUCCGGUGGCGGUGAGAGCUCCCGUGGCGGUCAGAGCUCCGGUGGCGGUCAGAGCUCCGGUGGCGGUCAGAGCUCCGGUGGCGGUCAGAGGCGGUCAGAGCUCCUGUGGCGGUCAGAGCUCCCGUGGCGGUCAGAGCUCCCGUGGCGGUCAGAGCUCCCGUGGCGGUCAGAGGCGGUCAGAGCUCCCGUGGCGGUCAGAGGCGGUCAGAGCUCCCGGUGGCGGUCAGAGCUCCGGUGGCGGUCAGAGCUCCCGUGGCUGUCAGAGCUCCCGUGGCAGUCAGAGGCGGUCAGAGCUCCGGUGGCGGUCAGAGCUCCCGUGGCGGUCAGAGGCGGUCAGAGCUCCGGUGGCGGUCAGAGCUCCCGUGGCAGUCAGAGCUCCCGUGGCAGUCAGAGCUCCCGUGGCGGUCAGAGCUCCGGUGGCGGUCAGAGCUCCCGUGGCGGUCAGAGCUCCCGUGGCGGUCAGCGGCGGUGAGAGCUCCCGUAGCGGUCAGAGCUCCCGUGGCGAGCUCCGGUGGCGGUCAGAGCUCCGGUGGCGGUCAGAGCUCCCGUGGCGGUCAGAGCUCCCGUGGCGGUCAGCGGCGGUGAGAGCUCCCGUGGCGGUCAGAGCUCCCGUGGCGGUGAGAGCUCCCGUGGCGGUGAGAGCUCCCGUGGCGGUCAGAGCUCCGGUGGCGGUCAGAGCUCCGGUGGCGGUCAGAGCUCCCGUGGCGGUCAGAGGCGGUCAGAGCUCCGGUGACGGUCAGAGCUCCCGUGGCAGUCAGAGCUCCCGUGGCGGUCAGAGCUCCCGUGGCAGUCAGAGCUCCCGUGGCGGUCAGAGCUCCGGUGGCGGUCAGAGCUCCCGUGGCGGUCAGAGCUCCCGUGGCGGUCAGAGGCGGUCAGAGCUCCCGUGGCGGUCAGAGGCGGUCAGAGCUCCGGUGGCGGUCAGAGCUCCCGUGGCGGUCAGAGCUUCGGUGGCGGUCAGAGCUCCCGUGGCGGUCAGAGCUCCCGUGGCGGUCAGAGGCGGUCAGAGCUUCGGUGGCGGUCAGAGCUCCCGUGGCGGUCAGAGCUUCGGUGGCGGUCAGAGCUCCCGUGGCGGUCAGAGCUUCGGUGGCGGUCAGAGCUCCCGUGGCGCAUGGCCGCGGUACCGGAUCCUUCGGGCCCUGGACACGGGUCAGUUUAACCUGGAGAUCUCUCAGGCGGAGCUCGCCGACGACUCUCAGUACGAGUGUCAGGCCACGGAGGCGGCGCUUCGCUCACGGAGAGCCAAGCUCAACGUCCUCAUUCCUCCAGAGGAGCCACAGCUAGAGGGCGCCCCUGAGCUGCUGCUGAUGGCUGGGACUCAGUACAACCUCAGCUGCGUCACACGAGGAGCCAAACCUGCAGCACACAUACAGUGGACCAAGGACGGGGCCCCUGUGGACGGGGCCCACCAGGCCACGCACAGACUCAGCACAGACUCAGCACAGACUCAGACUCAGCACAGACUCAGCACAGACUCAGUACAGACUCAGCACAGACUCAGCACAGACUCAGCACAGACUCAGUACAGACUCAGACUCAGUACAGACUCAGCACAGACUCAGUACAGACUCAGCACAGACUCAGCACAGACUCAGACUCAGCAGACAGACUCAGUACAGACUCAGUACAGACUCAGUACAGACUCAGCACAGACUCAGCACAGACUCAGCACAGACUCAGCACAGACUCAGACUCAGUACAGACUCAGCACAGACUCAGUACAGACUCAGCACAGACUCAGCACAGACUCAGACUCAGUACAGACUCAGCACAGACUCAGCACAGACUCAGACUCACACAGACUCAGCACAGACUCAGACUCAGCACAGACUCAGCACAGACUCAGUACAGACUCAGCACAGACUCAGCACAGACUCAGCACAGACUCAGUACAGACUCAGACUCAGUACAGACUCAGCACAGACUCAGUACAGACUCAGCACAGACUCAGCACAGACUCAGACUCAGCACAGACUCAGUACAGACUCAGUACAGACUCAGUACAGACUCAGCACAGACUCAGCACAGACUCAGCACAGACUCAGCACAGACUCAGACUCAGUACAGACUCAGCACAGACUCAGUACAGACUCAGCACAGACUCAGCACAGACUCAGACUCAGUACAGACUCAGCACAGACUCAGCACAGACUCAGACUCAGUACAGACUCAGCACAGACUCAGCACAGACUCAGACUCAGCACAGACUCAGCACAGACUCAGACUCAGCACAGACUCAGCACAGACUCAGUACAGACUCAGACUCAGAGGUUCUCCCGGACAGAAAGCGAGUGACGACCCGCAGUUACCUGACCAUAAACCCUGCAGACACCGACAGUGGGAGGACCUUCACCUGCAUUGCCUCCAACCCUGCCGUCCCGAUGGGGAAGAGGACCUCCGUCAUGCUCAACGUGCACCACCCGCCCACUGUGACGCUGUCAAUCGAGCCGCGAUCAGUGAUGGAAGGAGAGAGGGUCACGUUCACCUGCCAGGCCACCGCCAACCCCCCCAUCAUGGGCUUCAGGUGGGCCAAAGGGGGCGUGCUGCUGGAGGGGGCCCGGGAGAGCGUGUUCAUGACCACCGCAGACCACUCCUUCUUCACGGAGCCCGUGUCCUGUCAGGUCUUCAACGCCGUGGGCAGCACCAACGUCAGCAUCCUGGUCGACGUGCACUUUGGACCCAUCCUGGUGGUAGAACCUCGACCCGUCACGGUGGACGUGGACUCAGACGUGACGUUAAACUGUAAAUGGUCCGGAAACCCUCCCCUCACCCUGACCUGGACCAAGAAGGGAUCCAGCAUGGUGUUGAGCAACAAUAACCAGCUGUACCUGAAGUCGGUGGGGCAGGCGGACGCGGGACAGUACGUGUGCAAAGCCAUCGUGCCCAGGAUCGGCGUCGGCGAGACCGAGGUCCUGGCCUCCCUGACGCCCUCCGCCUCGCGCAGUAACGCCCCCCCUCCUGUGCCUCUCCCGCAGAGCUACGAACCCGACGAGCUGACGGAGGAGAUGGCCCACCUGGAGGGCCUCAUGAAAGACCUGAACGCAAUCACAACCACCGCGCCCUAG